CAAAAUAAAGCGCACUUUGCUGGCAGUUACGUUAGCGGCACUGCUCCAGUGUUUGAUUUGUUCGGAAUCCGGGGACAAACCGUCCCCUAGUGUAAGAUAUGAGCUGGUUCAAGCGCGACUGGAUGGAAUGCAGUUAAAAUUGACAGAAUUGGUUGAAAAGUUUGAUGUUUUGCUAAAAAAUCAAGUUUCGGCAAAUGAACGCCUCGAAGAACUGACAGCCAUUCCUAGACCAUCACCGUCGAAUUUCACCUUUCCAAUCGGUUGCGUCAGAAUCCGAAGUGUCCUCGCGAACAAAUAUCUGUUCGUUUCGUCCACGUUCGACUCGAAGCGGCGGAAGUUGUCGCUGUACAUAGACUACGACCGAUGGAUACUGUUCCGGGAGGCCGACUACUACCGGAUAACACGCCGGCAGAAUCAGGAAGACUUGUACGUCGCAGGGGACCAGACUUACGACGCCCAGCGGAGGCGGAUCUUCACCUGGAUUGUCGGAUUUCGCGAAGAUGAGGGCAAAUGGGAGAUCGUGGAGGCGUACCACUUCCCCGGGAUGGUCCACAUCCGGAGUAAGCACUACGGCGAGUACCUGUUUGCGGAGGAUGACAAUGUUUUCACUUGGAUUCCAAAGUGGUCCCCGGCGAAAGAUGCGAAGUACCUUUGGCAGAUUGAAGAAUGUUAAUUGGGUUAUACUGUUUGACAAAAGAUUACCCACGCAACGUGUACUUUGACAGAUUCGAAGUACACUGUAACAAAUCGACACGUUAAAAUGCCGAGUUUCACCUUUUUCUAUUUCACGAGUCAAUAAUGGCCUAUCUACAAUCACUUUACUUAGAAAAUUGUACUUAGCGUAGGAAUUUGAAUCCAUGUAAAGGAAUCUGAUCUUCCACAAUGAUAAAGUAAGCAAAUUGGUGACUUGACGUAUGGUUUGGAAAAUUUCAAAACCUACGGCAAGUUGACGUUUCUAUAU
This is a messenger RNA of Culex quinquefasciatus (southern house mosquito), 961 nucleotides long. RefSeq lists its product as uncharacterized. The transcript has 3 exons. The coding region runs from base 128 to 673 and encodes 181 amino acids. Lineage: Eukaryota; Metazoa; Arthropoda; Insecta; Diptera; Culicidae. The record is from RefSeq and is a predicted model, not a curated record.